GCAGUACUGCAGCUGGUUUUGGUAGAAGAAUCUGGCCUUCUCUUUAUCUGUUCGCCACUAGUUUAUUGUCAAGAAAAGUUAGAAAAUGAACGUUCCAGCGGGUCAUCGCGGUAACCUUUUUCAAACUUCAUAUCUUCUCUUCAUAAGAAGGUAAACUCAUUCUAACAAACCGAACAGAAGCUUUUAUAUCUUUCUUUUUUUAAACCAAAGCUUUCUUUAAUGGGACUUGUUCCAUGUCCCUUGCCAUGUCACACAAGCACAGAAGAAUCUCAUGAAGAUCACUCCAAUAUUUCCAAUCACCUCCUCCAAUCAGAAGCAUCAACCUCUUCCUCCUCCUCUCUCUCUUCCCAACCAAGUUUACCAUCUGUCCCUUCUCUCACUACCUCAAUCUCCAACCAACUUCAACUUGUUCUAGAAGCCCCAACCACCCACCACCUCUGCAUAGCCACCCUCAAAACCCAAACCUCCUCCUCCUACGUAUGCUCCCUAGCCCUCUCCGGAAACUUCCUAUACAGCGGCUUAUCCAACGGUCAGAUCAUAGCAUGGAGCCGAUUACACCCUUCAUCACCCAACAAGGUGGUAGCCACCACCAACAGCACCGUUAAGUCUCUAGCGGUCGUUGGGGAGCUACUAUUCAGCGCUCACCAAGACCACAAAAUCCGAGUCUGGAAAAUCAACAUCAAUCUCAUCAAAAACCCACACGAUCAUCAAAAACACUUCAAAUGCAUCGCCACCCUCCCCACCCUAAAAGACCGGGUCCCACGAUUCUUCUCUCCCAAGGACUAUGUCCAAAUCCGGCGACACAAGAAGUGCACCUGGGUGCACCACGUCGACACAGUCUCCGCCCUAGCCAUAUCCAACGACGGUUCGUUUCUCUACUCCGCCUCGUGGGACCGCACAUUCAAAAUCUGGCGGACGUCGGAUUUCAGAUGCUUGGAGUCGGUGAGCAACGCCCACGACGACGCCAUCAACGCUAUAGCGUCGUCGCUUGACGGGGAGUUCGUCUACACCGGCUCUGCAGACAAGAAAAUAAAGGUGUGGAAGAAAGUUAAUAAGUCGGUCGUGCUUGAUGCUACUCUGGAGAGGCACAAGUCGGCUGUGAAUGCUUUGGCUUUUAGCUCCGAUGGCUCUGUGCUCUACUCCGGUGCGUGCGAUCGGUCAAUUUUAGUGUGGGAAAGAGAUCGUGAUCAUGAUCGUGGCGUUGAAGGCGGCGGCAUGGUGGUGGUGGGUGCGCUGAGGGGACACAGCAAGGCCAUAUUGUGCUUGGCUGUGGUGGCGGAUUUGGUGUUUAGUGGGUCGGCGGAUUGUAGUGUUAGGGUUUGGAGGAGAUCAGGGCGGCUAGUUGAUGAUGAUCAUAAUAGGAGCAUCGGCUAUUCUUGUUUGGCUGUGUUGGAAGGUCACAGGAAGCCCGUUAAGUGUUUGACUGCAGCUUGUAACAAUAGAAGUGAGGAUUCUGAUGAUUCUGGUGAUUCUUUUCUUGUUUACAGUGGGAGUUUGGAUUGUGAUAUUAAGGUCUGGCAAAUACAUGUGCCCUUUUUUUAACGUUACUUUUUCUUUUUGUUUUUUCAUUUGGAUGCUAAGAAUGUUUUUUUGUUUAUCGAGCUUGGGGUUCGUCGGUUGAUAAAAACAAAUGUGGUACAAAAAUGUAAAUUUCUAACAUUGUUGUGAGAUUUGAGGUGUUGAUUUUGACAUUUUAAAGCGUAGGCUUUAGAUUAGGGUAUUUUGGACCUUACAUGAUCAUUUUUAAUUGAUCAUUUUGGGGUUUGUUGUUGGAAUUUUUUCAUUUUGGAGUUGAUUAUAAUUAACCUCAAUGACGAAAGAAAAAGGAAAUAUCCCUUUGCACUGA
This is a messenger RNA of Prunus dulcis (almond), 1846 nucleotides long. Its product is annotated as protein JINGUBANG-like. Bases 220 to 1542 code for a protein of 440 amino acids. The transcript has a single exon. Lineage: Eukaryota; Viridiplantae; Streptophyta; Magnoliopsida; Rosales; Rosaceae. Gene Ontology annotation, molecular function: protein binding. The record is from RefSeq and is a predicted model, not a curated record.